AUGCCCGAGAUGUCGUCACGCUUCUUUGGGGAACCCUCAGCGGCGGCUGUUCAAAUGGCCGGGGGCCUCUCCAACCCAAGCGAGAUAGCCAACGGGGGCAAUGCAACAAAUGGAGUGAAUGGUACUAAUGCGGAUCUGGUGGCCCGCGAUUUGUCGUAUGAGAACACAGACCUAGACGAGAUCACUGUACGCCAGCUCCAGGAAGAUAUUGCCGCUUACAAUUACGACCUCGACUUCUGUAAGCAGCAGUUGGUAGCUGCCGACCUGACCCCUCAAGAAACGAGGACAAUGCAGCUGCGCACACUCGAUCUUGGCCACCAGAUCCGCCAUUGCAGGCACCGCAUUGAGACGAUGCAGGCUCAGAAGCGGCUGAUUGGUAGCUCACACAGGAACAGCAUCAUCGGCAGACCACGAGCUUCCUCCUCUGGUUUUGCCCCGUCAGCGAGCCACACAAAGACUCCGAUCUCGGCAAAGCGACCGCUAAAUGUUGCGAAUGGUAUGAGUGGCUUUUCUUCAGCGAAGCGGCCCAAGAUAGAAAGCUCCCCAGAUGACGAUAAUGACGAUAUCGAAGAGACAACUGAGAUCCGACGUCUUGGUAUGUGGAACUGCCGUCUGUGCAAGACGGACAAGUACAAGCUGGCUGGCGAGGGCCGUCUGCCUAGUGCCCCCUGCAAGUGGCCGCUCAAAGAUGUCUCCAAGAUGAUCACACACUUCACCGACAUGCAUGUUGAGCAUGACCCUGAUGAGCGUUGCAUGGAGCUUGGUGCGGCUCUGGAUCGUAAUCGAGGUCCAUUUGAAUACUGGCUUCGUCGCAGCCGCUCACAGAAGAUCGGGGAUGGCUCUGUCAUCGAGGAGUGUAUUGUUGAACUUCAAGAUGGACGAAUGCCCGAUAUUCUGCGACGGCUUAGCCGGGCUGCUGCAGAUUUCCCCUCUGCUUAA
This is a messenger RNA of Phaeoacremonium minimum UCRPA7, 939 nucleotides long. RefSeq lists its product as hypothetical. Lineage: Eukaryota; Fungi; Ascomycota; Sordariomycetes; Togniniales; Togniniaceae. The coding region runs from base 1 to 939 and encodes 312 amino acids. The record is from RefSeq and is a predicted model, not a curated record. The transcript is spliced from 3 exons.